AUGUAUCUUCACAGCUUUCUUGCGGUGCUGCAAGGAUUACUGAUAGCCGCUUACGCCACUGACAAUGGCUACCAAAAGGUCGUUACCUGGGAUUCUGACAGUCUACUGAUCAAUGAUGAGCGAGUCUUUAUAUUCUCUGGCGAAUUCCAUUAUCAGCGACUGCCGGUGCCUGAGUUAUGGCUGGAUGUCUUUCAGAAAUUCAAGGCUAAUGGUCUCAAUACAGUGAGCAUUUAUUUCUUCUGGUCAUAUCACUCGCCGAGCAGAGGCGUAUAUGACUUUGAAAGUCCGGGCAAAGAUGUCCAGCAUCUCCUUGACCUGGCUAAGCAGUCCGGGCUCUACGUCAUUGCUCGUCCUGGCCCCUACUGCAAUGCAGAGACUUCUGCAGGAGGAUACGCGCUCUGGACGACGAAUGGCUCCGGUGGAAAGUAUCGCACGAAUGACGAGAAUUAUCGGUUGGCAUGGUCCGAGUGGGUGGCUGCCAUUGGGCCAAUCUUGGAGCGCAAUCAGAUCACGAAUGGUGGACCUAUCAUACUCACUCAGAUUGAGAAUGAGUUUCAGGAGACAUCGUAUAAUGCAAAUAGUUCGGCCGUUCUGUAUAUGGAGCAGUUGAAGACAGCGUUCAGGGAGCAAGGGAUUGUUGUUCCACUGACACACAACGAGAAGGGGAUGCGAGCUGUCUCAUGGAGUACGGAUUAUAACAACGUAGGUGGUGCUGUUGACGUCUACGGCUUGGAUAGCUACCCGGGAGGUCUUGGUUGUAGUGAUAAUCUUGAUACCGGUUUCAAUCUGGUCAGGACCUACCACCAAUGGUUCAGCAACUACUCGUUUACACAACCAAGCUAUUUGGCCGAGUUUGAAGGUGGAUACUUCCAACCUUGGGGAGGAAAAGUGUAUGAUGACUGCCUGGCCGAACACAGCACAGAGUUUGCAGAUGUGUACUACAAGUCAGUCAUCGGUCAGAAAACGACACUCUUCAACAUCUAUAUGGCUUACGGUGGUACGAAUUGGGGCAGUAGUGCAGCACCGGUGGUAUUCACCUCUUACGACUACUCUGCACCACUGCGCGAAACGAGAGAGAUUCAAGACAAAUUCAAACAUACUCGACUCAUCAGUCUCUUCACGCGCGUCAGUAAGGAUCUCCUGAGUACAGUGAUGGAAAGCAAUGGUACGGGUAACGCGGUAAAUACGACAGCGAUAUUCACAUGGGUUCUGCGGAACCCUUCUACGAGCGCCGGAUUCUACCUUGCCGAAAACAACAAUUCGAAGUCUAGGGCUACCACCAAUUUCGCUAUACAAGUGAAAACGACGCUCGGCGAUGUUGCUAUCCCUAGCAUGCAGCUCGCAGGCCGGCAGUCAAGGUUUGUCGUCACAGACUAUCGGAUUAGUUCAGACAUCACCUUCUUGUAUUCCACCGCGGAAGUCAUUUCGUACGCAGACUACGAAACGCCAGUAGUGGCGAUGUAUCUCAAACAGGGGCAAGUCGGAGAAUUUGCUUUCAAGGACACCUAUCAAGAUCUGCAAUUCGACAUAUUCGGCGCCCAGACAGACUUCAACAGUGUCAAGGCAAACACCACAAAUGCCUACACGAGGUUCGUAUACACUCAGCCUGCAGGUGCAACUAUCGUCAAGUUCAAGAAUGGCCUCGUGGUGUACCUGCUCGACAUCCCGACAGCCUACACGUUCUUCGCGCCCGUCACCACCAUAAAUCCGAACCCGAAACCCGCAGACCAGAUCUUUGUUCUUGGUCCCUACCUCGUUCGUAGUGCAUCCAUAUCUGGAUCUACCGUCCAUGUGGUCGGAGACGUCGUAAACGACACGACAAUUGAGGUGUUUCCCCCCUCCUCGUACAUUGAUAGCAUAUCCUGGAACGGCGCUGUUCUACCCACUAUCCGUACUUCCUAUGGCGCACUCGUUGCCAACAUCGAUGGUAUACAGGGUCAUACUUUUGACUUACCGACCCUCGACAGUUGGCGCGUCGCAGAUAGCCUCCCCGAAGCAGACCCUGGAUAUGACGACACGACAUGGACGGUCUGCGAUAAGAACACCACCUUAUCACCCGUGAAACCCAUAUCAUACCCCGUGCUAUACUCGACCGACUACGGCUAUCACAGCGGCAUCAAGCUCUACAGGGGCACUUUCGCCGGCCCGGCAAACUCGUUGAACAUCACCGUCAACGGCGGAAGUUCCACCGGCUUCUCCGCCUUCUUGAAUGGCGUCUACGUCGGCAGCGCAGCUGGAAAUGCAUCGCUCGCGACGACUUCUGCGGUGCUGGAUUUGGCUGAGAGCGCUACGCGUGGGAGAAACGUCGUCACGCUCGUCACGGAUUACACCGGCCAUGACCAACUCAGCGUCGGGCCUUCCGGCCCACAGAACCCGCGUGGACUGCUGUCCGCCACACUAUCACCCUCAAACGCAUCAUCGAUAACAUGGAAGAUCCAGGGAAACGCAGGCGGCGAAGCAAACAUCGACCCUAUCCGCGGACCGAUGAAUGAGGGCGGUCUAUACGGCGAACGCAAAGGCUGGCACCUCCCCGGCUUCAACACAACAACCUGGGCCUCCGGCUCCCCAGUAACCGGCCUAUCCACAGCCGGCAUAGCAUGGUACAGCACAACCUUCCAUCUCGACAUCCCCAGCGACAUGGACGUGCCACUAGGCAUCGCCCUCACAGCUCCCGCGAGUACACUAGCUCGUGUGCAGUUAUUUGUCAAUGGAUACCAGUACGGGCAUUAUGUCCCGCAUAUCGGCCCGCAGAGUGUCUUUCCUGUUCCACCGGGGAUUCUGAAUCUUCGGGGGGAGAAUCUGCUGGGGCUGAGUUUGUGGGCUGUGGGUGGGGAUGGGGCGAGGUUGGAGGGGGUGCGGGUGGUGGAGGUUGGGGGGAGGUAUGGGAGUGGGUUUGGGUUUGGGGGGGUGGAUGGGGGGAGGUUGCAGCCGGGGUGGGAGGGAGAUCGGGAGAGGUAU
Pseudovirgaria hyperparasitica is the source of this 2958-nucleotide messenger RNA. Its product is annotated as beta-galactosidase precursor. Gene Ontology annotation, molecular function: beta-galactosidase activity. Gene Ontology annotation, cellular component: vacuole. The transcript has 11 exons. Gene Ontology annotation, biological process: carbohydrate metabolic process. Lineage: Eukaryota; Fungi; Ascomycota; Dothideomycetes; Acrospermales; Acrospermaceae. The record is from RefSeq and is a predicted model, not a curated record. The annotation marks the transcript as partial.